CAACUUGUUUUCUUUUAUUCACUCUCCAUUUCCACAGAAGAAGAAGGAAGAAAAAACGUCCUCUACGUGUAGCUCUCUCUCUCUGUCACUGCGAGGCCCAACAGCUCAGUGCAAGGGUGGCAUUUCGCAUAAUACUCGUAGAUCAGGGUUAUGGCUAGCACAGCGUGUUUUAUCAUUGUCAGCAGAAAUGAUAUUCCUAUAUAUGAAGCUGAAGUCGGCUCUGCAGUGAAAAAAGAAGAUGCUGCACAGCAGCACCAGUUCAUAUUACAUGCAGCAUUGGAUGUUGUCCAGGAUCUGGCAUGGACAACAAGUGCUAUGUUCUUGAAAGCAAUUGACAGAUUCAAUGAUCUAGUGGUGUCAGUAUACGUUACUGCUGGUCAUACACGACUUAUGCUACUUCAUGACUCCCGAAAUGAAGAUGGAAUAAAAAGCUUCUUCCAAGAAGUCCACGAGCUAUAUAUAAAGGUUCUUCUCAAUCCUCUUUAUCUACCUGGUUCUCGCAUUACAUCAUCACAUUUUGAUACAAAAGUUCGAGCCCUUGCACGAAAAUAUCUAUGAGACCACCUGAUCCCCGCUGGAAAAGGGAGCUCAUCAGAGCCAGGUGAUGAAUACGAUGACCUCUAUCUCUCAAGUCAAGCUUGAAAAGAGGUGUCUCCAAGAUAUCGAAGUAGGUGUUCCCACUUGAUCCUUUCCUUGUAAGUUCACACUGCCAUUGUCUCCAUAUGGGUGUCUAGAAGCCUCUUUGUGGUAACCGCUGUUUGUCCCCAUGCCUUCUGAGACCCACAUCUUAUAUAAUAGUGUAUUUGGCUGCAGGUGAUGCUAGCUUUCUUAGCAAGUGUCCUGUAGCCAUGGACUCAAGAGAGCUUUCUGAAUCCCUUUCUAGAUUGAAACAUUUUUGUACGGUUUUUCAACAUUGAGGAUAUCUGUGUUUUAUGUUUGGUCCUCCCUUUUUGGGUUUUAAGUCCAGUACUUGGUUGCCUGCCUCA
This is a messenger RNA of Vitis vinifera (wine grape), 986 nucleotides long. RefSeq lists its product as uncharacterized. The record is from RefSeq and is a predicted model, not a curated record. The coding region runs from base 151 to 558 and encodes 135 amino acids. Gene Ontology annotation, cellular component: nucleus; cytoplasm; TRAPP complex. The transcript is spliced from 7 exons. Gene Ontology annotation, biological process: endoplasmic reticulum to Golgi vesicle-mediated transport. NCBI's taxonomy places the organism in Eukaryota, Viridiplantae, Streptophyta, Magnoliopsida, Vitales, Vitaceae.